CAAUCCUCUCUCUGCUUCCCGUCUUUCUCCUUGAUCACCAUCGUCUUCGUCGUCUCUGCCUUCCGCCAUAGCCAGACCUCGCCUCCUUCCCUUGUCCUUUUGUCGAUCUCUGUGAUCGUAAGACGAAUCAUGCAGCAGGGAGACUACAGCUCCGCUCCCUAUUACCACCCUCACUACAGUAGCAUCCCAAAUCCCAAUCCGGCCCCCAAACACGCCGAUCACAGCCCCGGCCCCUACGCAUCUGCCCCGCCGUUCUCCACCACCGGCUACUCCCCUGCCGAUUACGGCAGCUACCCCUCCAAUUACCCUCCUUACCCCCAGAAUCCCGAUCCCGUCCCUCCCCCAGCCCCAACCGCCCCUUCCUACUCCUCUCACCCGAACCCUAGCCCCAAUCUGCAGCCACCGACCAGCUUCAGCCCUUCGCUGUCGCAGCCUCCCGCUCCUCAAGCUCCCUCUUCAUUCCCUGGCUUCGAAUCUCAUGGCGCUUAUCAGCCUCCAGCUCAGCAGCCACCGCAAUCCUACUACUCAUCGCCCGCGCCGUCCUAUGAUCAACCACCACCACCUCAACAGGUGCCACCCAGCUACUCUGCUCCGAUCUCAGCUGCACCUAAUCUUAACUCCAAUCCGAUCUCCAGUAUGAACCCCAGCAGCACUAAUCCCCCAUACUCAUCGAUGUACCCCUCGUCAGCUCCAUACAAUCCACCUUCGCAUGAAUCACCUUACCAUGAUUCCUCAAAGUUCGAUCAUGGCAGCAGCUACAUCGAAGACAAAUACGGUAAUUAUGGCCGGAGCAGGUCCAGUUUGGGUUCGGAAUUGUAUGGGAAGCAAUCAGAUUCUUCCCUCUAUGAUUCAGGUCGAGAUGAUUUGUAUGGAGACGGUGUCUAUGCCUAUCAAGGAGGCAAAGCGGAACCUUAUGGAGCUCGAGGGACUGCUCCGAAGUCUUCGACUUGGUCGGCUUUUGAUGAUUAUGGGAGGUCGAUAAGUUUCCCUUCUUCAAAGGAGUCAUCUUCGGUCAGUUCACCAAAGAUUGUGCGGGCAGUUCCCAAGGCGGAGGCACAACAGGACGUCAAGAGUGGUGUCCAGAAGUUCCGUGUGAAGCUAUUGCCUGAAAGUGGGUCCCAGACUAUGGACGUUCUUUGCCAGAUUGGUCUGGAUGGAAUUAAAAUGCUUGAUCCUUCUACGGGUCGGAUGUUAAGGAUUUACCCGCUUGAGAACAUAACGAGAUGCGACGUGAUAGAUUCUUCAAUAUUUGCAUUUUGGUCCAAGAGCUCCGUGGAUAUUGAACCGAGAAGAAUCAGGUUGCAAUCAAGUAGUUACACCACUAACACUAUUCUGGACAUAGUGACAGCAGCAACUGUACAGCUCAAGGAGAUGGGAGGAAGAAGCAGACCAUCUGAUACACCAAAGAUAAAUGAGCAGCAAAUGGAGAAAAAGAAGGGUUUGGCUGAUUGGAUGAAUUUGAUAAAGCCCGGCAAUGAAGAGAAAGAUCAUUGGGUUCCUGAUGAAGCUGUUACAAAGUGUACAGCUUGUGGAACAGAUUUUGGUGCUUUUGUUCGAAGGCAUCAUUGCAGGAACUGCGGAGAUAUUUUCUGUGACAAGUGUACACAUGGUAGGAUUGCUCUAACUGCUGAUGAGAAUGCUCAGCCAGUUAGAGUUUGCGACCGUUGUCUGGCCGAAGUAACACAGAGGCUGUCCAAUGCAAAGGAGGCUGCCAGCAAACCGGUGGGCUUACAGAGUCACGAGGAUCUUGCCAAAAAGCUUCAGGAGGAGAUGGAAAGAAACCGCCGAGCUGGAUCAAGCUCUAAGUCAGAGGGAUCAGGAAGGAGAAUGAGAGAAGUUGCAUGUCCCAUAUGUACUGUUCAUUUGCAGGUUCAGGUUCCCAGCUCGGGCUCCGAGACCAUCGAGUGUGGGGUCUGUCAACAUCCGUUCCUCGUCAGCGCUCAUUGAUUCGGAUCCCGACCCCAUUCUUUUUACGGCCCUCAUUGCUCUCUCAAAUGCUCUGAGGUGUUUAAGUUCCAUUCUAAGGGUUGGAGUUGAGAUAUAUAUGGAACAAUAAAAGGAUUACAGAUGCUUUAGUCGCCUUCUAUCUUCUGUUCAACGGACAUGGACAUAGUGUGAUGCGGAUUCCUAGAGAUUUUUUUCACCCUUUAUUUUGUGUAUAUCUAGAUACUUAUCGGAGAUUUCCCGUGCCGGGGUUUUUAUUUUUGUGUAAAAAAAAGGAACAAUCCGAGGAAUGUAUUUUUGUUUCUCUGCCACGUUUAUUCAUGUACUUUCCACCA
Molecule: messenger RNA, 2279 nt
Organism: Punica granatum (pomegranate)
Lineage: Eukaryota; Viridiplantae; Streptophyta; Magnoliopsida; Myrtales; Lythraceae
Source: RefSeq, a predicted model, not a curated record